This is a messenger RNA of Punctularia strigosozonata HHB-11173 SS5, 1722 nucleotides long. RefSeq lists its product as uncharacterized. NCBI's taxonomy places the organism in Eukaryota, Fungi, Basidiomycota, Agaricomycetes, Corticiales, Punctulariaceae. The record is from RefSeq and is a predicted model, not a curated record. Bases 1 to 1722 code for a protein of 573 amino acids. The transcript has 5 exons.
AUGAACGCGAGAUUGACGUCCGCACCCGAGUCGCCCGCAUCGGGCGCCAAACCGACGCUCACACAAGGUGCGGCUGCACAGACGCGACGUCCGCAAGCGGCCGUCACGCAAUCAAGUGCACCAUCCAGAACCCAACCCGAUGGCCGCCAAACGGAAACGUCUCCGAAAUUCGAGACGUGCGAAAAGGUUCAAGACGCUCCGACGCCUGUCCCAUCCACGAUUGCAAUUCCCAACGCAAGCCAUGAGCAGGGCAUCCGUACACUCGCUCAGUCCGAUCGCGGCGAGAUGGACAUUUCCACCCGAUCUCUUCCAAGCGAUCCGGUUAGCACCCUCAUGACUGCGCAUCCUGCGAGCGUGCUGUCCGGUCCCAGCAUCUCGGCUGCCCAGUCCGGUCCCAGCUCGAGGGUUGGAGCCGAUGCGCAACAUAUCAUCUCGCGUCAAACCAUGAUGUCGUUGCCGUCUGUCGCAAAGCUUGACGUUACCUAUCGCAGCCAACCAAACAUGGAAGUAGAUCUCCGUGAACCUGAGCUCCAAAUGUCUCCUGCGGACAGCACCAAACCAACUAUCCCGAAGUUGGACGUCAUACGUUUACGGCCCCGUCCCGAGCAAGUUCGGACCGAGGGAGCAGCCGUCAGACCCCAACGUGACCGCCAGUCACCUGCUACCCCCACGAGUCCACUCGGAGACGCCCGCUCGCGUGUCAACAGCCAGCGGCGUGCGCCAUCGAGUAGGAUCGAUGUCGUCUCGCUGAACAGACGGGCGUCCAUAUCCUCGCCGAGGCAGAGGAGGGCGUCGAUCAUCACCAGAUCCAGAUCCACCAGCGAGAAUGGAACGGCGCAGCCCCUGUCGAUGUACCCGCUGAGACAGGCUGUUCAAUGUCCGGAAGGAUUAGGCUGGUCGCCAUUUGCUACCGAAACGACCAUUGACAAACCGGCCCUCGUUGAACGCGAUGCUUCGAAGCAAGCCAAGCCUGCUGGCAAUGACAUGGAGGUGGUCACCCAGUUUGACUGCGUUCCGAAGAUCGCAACCGUGUUUGCCCGCGCUAAAGGCUCACAGCCCGAUCCAAACGCCAUUGAAUCAGCAGCCCUACGCUCGUCAACGCCAGAAGUAGCCCUCGCGCAACAAACCGUUCCCCAACCGGCCCCCACGAAGUCAGUCGUAGUAAAACCGGUCCCCACAGAGCCUGCUACCGCAGAAGCGGUCCUUGCUGCCGCCACAAUACGAACAUCCGCAGCUCUAGCAGCUCCGAGCCUGGAGGCCCACGUCCAAAAGUACUUCGACAUCCUUUCCUCGCGGACGCGCAUCGUCGAAUCUCAACCGGAAAAACUCACGACCCUCUUCUAUACGUCAGCGUUCAGCCAUGCUCCCGGCUGCGAAUACGCCGUCCGCAUAUUUCGUGAUCCGACGAUGCCUGGCCUUUGGGCGCUUGAUUUUUAUUCCAUUCGCGAGCGCCGGGUUGUCAACUCCUCGCGGCUCGGAUACGAGAUCUGGCCGGAUAUCAAUCUCGAAGACCCCGACGACCUGAGAUUUCCUGCGCGACUCGUACCCAUGCAGGCGACCGUAGGCUAUCGCUACGAGGACAUCCCAGAGGGCUGGGAGCGGUUGUAUGCCCGGCUUGGUGCGGAGCUAAAGGUAAUCCGGCGUAGGGAGUGGAAGAAGCCGGUCUUGCGGUUCCGUCUGCCGACGGUAUAUAACAUCGAAGCCCUAGUUCGUACCCUAUGA